This is a messenger RNA of Gordionus sp. m RMFG-2023, 684 nucleotides long. Its product is annotated as mitochondrial import inner membrane translocase subunit TIM16-like. Gene Ontology annotation, biological process: protein import into mitochondrial matrix. The coding region runs from base 135 to 536 and encodes 133 amino acids. The record is from RefSeq and is a predicted model, not a curated record. The transcript is spliced from 5 exons. Gene Ontology annotation, cellular component: TIM23 mitochondrial import inner membrane translocase complex. Lineage: Eukaryota; Metazoa; Nematomorpha; Gordioida; Chordodea; Parachordodidae.
GGUUACCCCCCCCCCCCUAAUAUACUCAUAGAAACCAUAUUUAGUUAGUCGAUAUAUUUUUCUUAGAAGUUUUUUCGUUAAAACGGUUGCCACCGUGUUAUUUAAAAUGAACAUAGUGAAUUUCAAAUGAUUUUAUGGCAAAAUACCUGGCACAAAUUAUUGUUCUCGGAACAAGAAUUAUAUCACAAGCGUUUAUUCGUGCCUUGCAACAAGAAUAUCAAGCUGCAAAAGUCAUUUCACAAAAACAAGGCCCUUCAUCGGCAAACUCGAAACAAACAAGCGCAACUAAUUUAAGGACAGGAAUUACAAUAGAAGAAGCGAUUCAGAUUUUAAAUAUAUCACCUGAUCUGAAACCUGAAGAUGUUCAAGAAAAAUAUAAACAUCUUUUUGAUUCUAAUGAUAAAUCUAAGGGUGGUUCAUUUUAUAUUCAGUCCAAAAUAGUCCGUGCUAAAGAACGGAUAGAUGCAGAAAUAAAUUUUCAAAAAAAUGCUGAAAGACUUAAGUCACAAUCUAGUUCUUCGUCAAAAACUAGUUGAUUAAACCAAAUCUAAAUUAUCUCAGAUGCUCAUGAUCACCAAGCAUUAUUGUUAUAUUUUGUUUUGAUAGUCAAUUUACAAUGUAAAUAUGGUUUUUGAUAAUUGUUACAUUACUUUACAUAACAACAAAAUACAUACAAAAUUAUGA